AUUUGUACUUCAGCGAGAAAAAAAAAAAGAACCCAACAUAACCAAAACCUCUGCUCUCUAUCACAAUCAACUAUAUCUCUCUCUUCAAAUCUACCGCCGGCAACUGCUAUUUAGCCGGAAAACGAAUAUUCCGGCAGCCGGAUACUCUAUUCUCACACGCAAUGUCCUUGUCUCCGUUCACCACCAUCACGUUUUCCACGAACCCUAAGCGGAAAGCAAUUCUCCUUCUCUGAGUUUUGAAGCUAUUCGAUUCUUCUUCACUACGAUACACACGAGAGCAAGGUAACGAUUUUUUUUCCACAAAAGUUUUUCGAGGGAUUGAUUUGUGUGCGUGAUUUGAAUGAGGUGAUCUGCAUGACGAAAGAUAGUGAUCGUGUGAUGUGAGAUUGUAAUUAAUGGUUUCGCCUUUAAAGCUGAUGCAGAUGUAAUGUAAAGUUGUUCAACCUAACCUCAUUGCAUUGAUUUUACGUUUCAAUGCAUUCUGCAGCAUAUAUUUCUGUAGAAUUUUUGAAAUUAGGAUUAUCAGUUUCAUUGAUUUGAGAUACAGCUUUGAUCUGAAUAGUCAGAGUGAACGAGUCUGAGACUGUAACAGAACUGACAGAGCACAGCUAAAAGGUAGUGAGGGGGUUAGAGUAGAGUUUAAAAUCAGAGGAAGACCUUUUAAUUGAUAGCAAUGCCUUUUCCGAUGAAGAUUCAACCGAUCGAUUCUCAGACGUAUCGAGAAUCAAUCCGAAACGAUUCAUCCAAACUUGUGGUGAAAUCGCGCCUCAGGAGGCUCUUCGAUCGGCAGUUCCCUAGCGUUCUGCGGAUUUCGUCGGCCGACAAGCCGAGUGUCGGUGAAGCUCAGUUCAGCAAAGACGGAGGGACUGAGUUUGAACCGAGCUCGGUUUGUUUGGCCAAAAUGGUUCAGAAUUUCAUUGAGGAGAGCAACGAGAAGCAAUCGGCUGCGAAAUGUGGUCGCAAUCGCUGCAAUUGCUUCAACGGAAACGGAAAUGACAGCUCCGACGACGAAUUUGAUUUCUCUAGUGGAUUCGGUGACUCGUUCCAAACAGCUUCAUCUGGUGAUUCUUUCGAUACACUCAAGAGUUUGAUUCCCUGCGCGAGUGUUGACGAGAGAAAUCUCUUAGCAGACACCUCAAAGAUCAUCGAGAAAAACAAAAUUUGCAAGCGAAAGGAUGAUUUGAGAAAAAUUGUUACGGACGGCCUGUUAAUUCUCGGUUACGAUGCUUCAAUCUGCAAAUCGCGAUGGGAAAAAUCUUCAUCUUAUCCAGCAGGAGAAUAUGAGUUCAUAGAUGUGUUUGUGGAAGGGGAGAGAGUAUUGAUUGACAUAGACUUCAGAUCGGAGUUUGAGAUAGCUCGAUCAACCGGAAGCUACAAAGCGAUCCUUCAAAAUCUGCCGAACAUCUUCGUCGGCAAAGCCGAUCGUCUCCAACAAAUGGUUUCGAUUGUAUCAGAGGCCGCAAAACAGAGCUUGAAGAAGAAAGACAUGCACAUUCCUCCGUGGAGGAAAGCCGAGUACAUGAGAGCUAAAUGGCUCUCUUCUUACACCAGAACCACUCCACCACCAAACGACGCCGUCAAGGCCAACACCGAAACCCAGACUCCAAACGAGCACAAUACUGAAACCGAAAACCAGCAGCUCUCUGUAACAAACGAAAGCGAGUGCGGAGAGCUUGAACUGAUUUUCGGUGAGGAGUCGUCGUCGUCGUCGUCGUCAUCGGCGGGAGUGGAUCACGCGGAAACCGAAACCGAGCCGUUGUCGUCGCCGGCGAAGAACUCCGGCCAGAAUGAGAAAAAACCGUUUAAGGUAUCGACGUGGCAACUGCCGGCGAUCAAACCGAGGAGUUGCGAGAGAGGAGCCAAAGUCGUCACCGGAUUAGCUUAUCUACUCAAAGAAAAACCUUAAUAAAUUUUGUUUCAUUUUUUUUUUUUUUUUAAUUUUCAUUUCUUCCAAGUUUAAUAUAUACAGAAUAUAUAAGGAGUUUUGGAUAAUUUUCGUAUAUUCCUCUUUCUCUUUUUACUUUUUCUUUGAAGAAUAUGUAAGAAAAUCAAGCCUUGCGUUGAUUAUUGUAAUGAAAAUAGGAGAAACAAAAAUGUUACUAAAAUCUAAAA
Messenger RNA from Cornus florida, 2112 nucleotides. RefSeq lists its product as uncharacterized. Bases 674 to 1906 code for a protein of 410 amino acids. The transcript is spliced from 3 exons. The record is from RefSeq and is a predicted model, not a curated record. NCBI's taxonomy places the organism in Eukaryota, Viridiplantae, Streptophyta, Magnoliopsida, Cornales, Cornaceae.